UAAAAAGACUGAGAAGAAAGUCUUUUUCUUCACACAAGUGAAUACAUAACAUGAAAAAUAUCAACAUUCGCAGUGUGACCUGUGGAGAUAUAAUUUUUUGUGUGUUGAGACCGUUUAUGAAAUUAAUCAAACCAAGCUCAAGACUUGGACUUGAUAAUAAGAAUUGUUUUGAGAAGAUAGUUAUCUCUACAGGAUGUAGAAAUAUCUGACAAGUGGGAGAAAUCAACGAAAAAAUGAUGGAACAAUCGAUGCUCAUGACUAGCGAUUUUUUCUAAAAACUUUUCAUUCCAUGCGUAAAAACAGGAAUAACUGUUAAGGGAAUUAAUUUUUGGUGAACUUGGUUUUCUAUUUAUCUAUUGUAUGCAGAACCAGUUGAAACGCCAAAACUCCGGUCUUCCAAUCAUGGAAUCCGUGGUCCGUUUUGGCAAUAUCCCUGUGGUGGAAACCGGCCUCAAAACUGCCGGCACUGUUUAUCAGAAAGUGAAGACCAGCAACGGAUUAUUCAAUUGGAGCUUGGAAACGGCGGAAACGGUCACAUAUGCUCUGAUAGAGUCUCUCCGACCGGCAGCCAGACUAAUCGAGGGCCCACUUCAUCGCAUUGAUAGCCUGAUGUGCAAAAGUUUGGAUUUCGUUGAACAGAAAGUUCCCUCGCUGUAUUUACCGCCAGAACUGAUAUACUGGAACACUAAGGAAUACAUGUCGGAUCACCUGGUGCGCCCGGUUCUCAGUCGGGCCAGUUCGGUGAAGAAUCUUGGCCAUGCGGUACUGGACUCACGUGUUUCCAAUUAUGCCGCCGGACGGCUGGAUGGAGCGUUGAAUGUUUGCGAUAAAUACGUUGACAGGUUUCUGCCCGUUGAACCGGCCGAUGAUCAAACAGACGGCGCGUCAAGAAGAAAAUCACUAGCGGAACCGAACGAUCCAAACGAGAUGCACGUAAUGCAAACUAUACACCGUGGCCAGCGCAUUUCACGGAAGCUUAAACGUCGUUUGACAUUCCGAACCCGCCAGGAGUUGCAUGCCCUGAAGAAGCAAAGCACCGAAGCAGUACAUGUACUGUUCUACGCGACCGAACUGAUCGCCACCAAUCCCCGAUUGGCCUUGCAAAAGGGCAUCGAACUGUGGCAAUACCUAAGCGCUGAUGAGCCAGAAAACCAAGCGAGACCACAAACUCUGGAACAGUUGGUCGUUUUGCUUACUAGAGAAUCCGCUCGGAAGUUAGUUCAUUUAAUCAACUAUACCGGUGGUAUGUUGAUGAAGGUCCCCAAAAAGGUUCGAUCGCAAACACGGGAGCUUGUGCAUCACUUGUUGUUUGCCACGGAUGGAUUAAUCAAGGUGGUUCAUCUGGAGAGGGUAAAAGCCGCGACUGUAAAUGAGGCGACUGGUAUCGUCCACAGAAUCCAACACACCUACGAUGAGUUACAGAAUCAAACAAAUCUAGCUUUGCACGGUCAGUUAUCGUUAGCUAAAAUUGAUACUCAUCAAGAUUGUGUCUAUUGGAUGCUUUUGAAAUUGGAACGUUUAGCGGUCUUUCUGUCGGGCCGUCUCGAGGCGGAGAAGAUCACCACCAGCGACAACCCGCGGCGUCGCAUCCAGAACCGACCGAACAAUAAUCCUAUGCAUACUAGCAUCAAUGGCGUUUACUAGCGUGUGGGUGGCCGAACUGCUGCGGCAACGGAUCCACGAGGAUCUCGCGGCAGCCGUUGGGCUGAGGCAAAACGGAUCUGACUAAGCUAGCAGAAUGGGAAAAUAUAUUGAAUAAGAUUAAUGUUAGAUACUGAAUAUGUUUAUAUCAAUACAUUUCAAUAGUUUUUACUCGGUGCUUGUUCGAUUAGCCUAGUGCAUUAUCACAAUAAUGCUGAAAACUGUUAGACUGUUACUGCACAGCUCCGCAAAUCCAGAUGUAGGGAAGUGUAGGCCAGUUUGUUUUGUUGAACUGAGGUUCCAGUGGAAAGAAAGAAAGGCUAUGUUUAUAUAAUUGAAUAAAUGAAUGAAUAAUUUAUUAAUAA
This is a messenger RNA of Toxorhynchites rutilus septentrionalis, 2006 nucleotides long. It is a transcript of the gene Lsd-1, whose product is annotated as lipid storage droplets surface-binding protein 1. NCBI's taxonomy places the organism in Eukaryota, Metazoa, Arthropoda, Insecta, Diptera, Culicidae. The transcript is spliced from 8 exons. Bases 361 to 1644 code for a protein of 427 amino acids. The record is from RefSeq and is a predicted model, not a curated record. Gene Ontology annotation, cellular component: cytosol; lipid droplet. Gene Ontology annotation, biological process: lipid storage; positive regulation of triglyceride storage.